Paramisgurnus dabryanus is the source of this 2984-nucleotide messenger RNA. It is a transcript of the gene sec23a, whose product is annotated as Sec23 homolog A, coat complex II component. Gene Ontology annotation, cellular component: endoplasmic reticulum exit site; COPII vesicle coat. The record is from RefSeq and is a predicted model, not a curated record. NCBI's taxonomy places the organism in Eukaryota, Metazoa, Chordata, Actinopteri, Cypriniformes, Cobitidae. Gene Ontology annotation, molecular function: zinc ion binding; GTPase activator activity. Gene Ontology annotation, biological process: COPII-coated vesicle budding; intracellular protein transport; endoplasmic reticulum to Golgi vesicle-mediated transport.
CGGGAGCGCGGACGAGCUCGUGAGCGCGCUGUCACAGACUGAGAGAGAGUGUCUGAGGCACAAAAUCAAGACUUCAGAGGGUGCUAUGGCGACCUUCCAGGAGUUUAUCCAGCAGAACGAGGACCGUGAUGGGGUCCGUUUCAGUUGGAAUGUCUGGCCAUCCAGUCGUCUGGAAGCCACGCGUAUGGUUGUUCCGGUGGCCUCGUUGUUCACCCCUCUAAAGGAACGACCGGAUCUUCCACCGAUCCAGUACGAGCCCGUGCUGUGUAGCCGGGCCACGUGUCGAGCUGUGCUAAAUCCUUUGUGUCAAGUGGAUUACAGGGCGAAACUAUGGGCAUGCAACUUCUGCUAUCAGAGAAAUCAGUUCCCACCAACUUAUGCUGGAAUAUCGGAGGUCAACCAACCUGCUGAACUUCUCCCACAGUUCUCCACCAUUGAAUAUGUUGUCCAGCGUGGUCCACAGAUGCCCCUCAACAUCCUGUAUGUGGUGGACACGUGUAUGGAUGACGAAGAUCUACAGGCGCUGAAAGAGUCUCUUCAGAUGUCCCUCAGCCUGCUGCCUCCCACCGCCCUGGUGGGCCUCAUUACAUUCGGACGCAUGGUCCAGGUUCACGAGCUGGGCUGCGAAGGCAUCUCUAAAAGCUACGUCUUUAGAGGCACCAAAGAUCUCAGCGCUAAACAGCUUCAGGAGAUGCUUGGAUUGUCCAAACCAGCUGCAGCACAAGCAGGUAGAAGUCCACAACAAGCUCAGGUUCCUCCUACAAACAGGUUCUUGCAGCCUGUACAGAACGUAGAUAUGAAUUUGACUGAUUUGCUGGGAGAGCUCCAGAGAGACCCCUGGCCCGUCACUCAAGGCAAACGGCCACUGAGAUCACUUGGAGUGGCUCUUUCCAUCGCUGUUGGUUUACUGGAGUGCACUUUCCCUAACACGGGCGCUCGUAUCAUGACUUUCAUUGGUGGUCCGGCUACUCAGGGUCCAGGCAUGGUGGUGGGAGAUGAACUAAAGAUACCUAUAAGAUCCUGGCAUGACAUUGAGAAAGACAAUGCAAAGUUCAUGAAGAAAGCUACUAAACAUUAUGAAGCCUUAGCCAACCGAGCUGCCAACAACGGACACAUCAUUGAUAUUUACGCCUGUGCCCUGGACCAGACAGGAUUACUGGAAAUGAAGUGUUGCACCAACUACACAGGGGGUUACAUGGUCAUGGCCGAUUCUUUCAACACAUCUCUGUUCAAGCAAACCUUCCAAAGAGUUUUCUCCAAGGACAUGCAGGGCAACUUCAAGAUGGCACUGGCAGCGACUAUGGAGAUAAAGACUUCAAGAGAGAUUAAGAUUUCUGGAGCGAUCGGGCCAUGCGUCUCUCUGAACGCUAAAGGUCCCUGUGUGUCUGAAAACGAAUUGGGAACUGGUGGCACAAGUCAGUGGAAGAUUUGCGGACUGGACCCAAAUACCACUCUUGCGUUGUACUUCGAAGUUGUAAAUCAGCACAAUGCUCCUAUACCCCAGGGUGGACGUGGAGCCAUACAAUUCGUGACGCAGUAUCAGCAUUCAAGCGGGCAAAGACGCAUUAGAGUCACCACAAUUGCAAGAAACUGGGCCGAUGCCCAGACUCAGAUACAGAGCAUUGCGGCAUCUUUUGACCAGGAGGCCGCUGCCAUCCUCAUGGCCCGACUGUCCGUCUGCAAGGCCGAGACAGAGGAGGGACCUGAUGUCCUGCGCUGGCUGGACCGACAACUUAUCCGCUUGUGCCAGAAAUUUGGAGAAUAUCACAAAGACGACCCCAAUUCGUUCCGUUUCUCUGAGACGUUCUCGCUGUAUCCUCAGUUCAUGUUCCACCUGAGGAGAUCUCCAUUCCUGCAAGUAUUUAACAACAGUCCUGAUGAAAGCACAUAUUACAGAUACCAGUUUAUGAGGCAGGACCUGACCCAGUCUCUGAUAAUGGUACAGCCCAUCCUGUACGCAUACUCAUUCAACGGACCGCCUGAGCCCGUGUUACUGGACAGCAGCAGUAUCUUGCCCGAUCGCAUCCUACUCAUGGACACCUUCUUUCAGAUUUUAAUCUACCACGGAGAGACGGUGUCGCAGUGGCGUAAAGCCGGAUACCAGGACAUGCCCGAGUACGAGAACUUCCGGCAUCUGCUGCAGGCUCCGGUGGACGAUGCCCAGGAGAUCCUACAGAGCCGAUUUCCCAUGCCACGCUAUAUAGAUACAGAGCACGGAGGCAGCCAGGCUCGUUUUCUCCUGUCCAAAGUGAAUCCUUCUCAGACACACAACAACAUGUAUGCGUGGGGUCAGGAGUCUGGCGCGCCUAUCCUUACAGACGACGUGAGCCUUCAGGUGUUCAUGGAUCAUCUGAAGAAGCUGGCGGUUUCCAGCCCUGCCUAGGAAUCCUGAAUAUCCACCGUCGAUUACCCACGACCCCCUCUGCUGCCCGGUAGCACAAAGACAGCAGGAUCACACUAUUGCCAGAUUAUAUUGUGCAUACAUGGAGCCCCUAAAAAGAGAGUAACAAUCAGUUAUUUCCAUCAUAACACUACACGCACAUCAGGACAAGUUAUACGUUACUGGUACCUAAUCAAAAUUAAGCAUGUAUCCAGCGUGUAGCAGCCACAUUUAAAUCUGAUGUUUAUGUUAACAAAGCUCUGUUAUGAAACCUCAAGUUGAACGGAGGGAGGCAACUAGGUUUUGUUUUAGCACACCUGCAGAAGAUAGUCCUGUUUACCUAGUCAAGGAGGGUGAAUGUGGUGCCAUUGUAGCCAAUUAAGCAUGAGAGCUUCAACGCCGCCUCUAGCCGACAGCAGAUUAUUUUUAGACCCAUCGCAUCUCGACGCGCUGCUGUUGAUGUUUUUGUUUUAGUACGGUCUCAAUCCAAACGCAGACUUGCGGAUUUCGAGAGCUGCCUCUCCGUCUGCUGCUCGGGUAUUUAUAAGAUGUUUGUAGCAGUAUUGUAUGUUUUGUUUCUAAUAAAACCGGCUUCAUCACACCA